Molecule: messenger RNA, 1957 nt
Organism: Linum tenue
Lineage: Eukaryota; Viridiplantae; Streptophyta; Magnoliopsida; Malpighiales; Linaceae
Source: the annotation of a GenBank genome assembly
GUCUGGGCUUAUUUAAUCCUCUCAGCCUUUUUCCAAAAAAGAAAACAACACGAAUAAUAUUGUUGUCCAUUUCCCGAAUAAUAAAUAAUAAUUCUUAAUUACAGAAAGAAAACAAAACGUAACGCGGACGUUGAUUCGCAAACCCGCUGGCCGUCCAAAACUAAACUCGCCGACUUCCCCACCACUCCGCCGUGCCCGUCCCGGCGGCAAAAUGCUUUACGCGCCGCGUGUCGUACACACUCCAAUCCGGCGGCGCGUGGCGGAUCUCCCCAUCGCAUUUUGACUACACCCUUGGAGCUCGAGGAGCUGUAAGCCAUAAGCUCAUUCGACGAGGCGGCUCUCUUUUUGAUUCCGCCGCUGACACCUCCCUCCCUUUUAUAAACUCUGCAUUCCACUCCUCUUUCUUCUUCUUCUUCUUCUUCUUCUGCUCCUUCCUCUCUAGCUCGAUCGCCGAUCUCUGCGCCGCCGUGUCUCACGCCUCCCGGAAAUUAGAUCUUAGUCCUGUCGCCGUUCGGCAGACGAGAAAUCAAUUGGUGAAGUUUCCGGGGAAGAAAACGAGAGGUUUGUCCCUGAAAUGUCCUGUGGAUUAGACUGGUAGCUUCAAUCCCAAGGAGUUUGUGUAAAGAAGACGCAUAUCGGAAGCCGAGUCGACUCGAUCAGGUCGUGACUCGGCGGUACAGAGUAGGUGCGCGCGUGCUUGCUUGUCGGUUUCCUUUCGCCUUCGUCUGUUUGCUUUUUUUUUCUUCUUCUCGGGAGCCAAACAGGCCAAUAAAGCAAAGCAUUAUGAACUUGUGCAUCUGGUGGCAACAGGUACUGAGCUGAGGCGGUGGUGGUGGUGAUGGUUUGAAGAGAAAUUUUCAGGGGAAGAGAGAUGAGUGUGAGCCAUGCGUCGGUUCACCCGGUGGAAGAUCCGCCCACGACGGACGGCGGGAACAACAACAACAACAACGCUCCGGCGAGAGUUCGGAUGAAGGAUGUACAAGGGAUGCCAGGGACCAAAGGGGGGUUGGCAUUGCGAGCGGCUCAGUUCUUCUUCGCCACCGCGGCUCUUCUUGUCAUGGCAACCACUAGCGACUUCCCGUCCGUCACUGCCUUCUGCUACCUUGUUGCAGCAGCUGGCUUGCAGUGUCUGUGGAGCCUUUCUCUGGCUAUCGUAGACAUAUAUGCCAUUCUAGUGAUGCGCUCCUUGCAGAAUCAUCGAGUUGUCUGCUUGUUCACGAUUGGUGAUGGGGUCACCUCCACGCUGACAUUUGCAGCAGCCUGUGCCUCGGCGGGGAUCACAGUACUUAUAGACAACGAUCUCGGUAGCUGCAGGCAGAACCACUGCGUCCAGUUCGAAACAGCUACAGCGAUGGCAUUCAUCAGCUGGUUCACCGCAUUGCCCUCGUUUCUUUUGAACUUCUGGUCGCUCGCCUCGAGGUAGCAAGCAGUACAAUCGCGUCGAAAAGCAUCCCGCCCCAUCGGUCUCUCAAUUAUUGUUGUCGUUUUUUUUUUUGCUGCCACCGUGAUUCGCGAGAGAGGGAUAGAGUUCAUUCUCUUGACCCUGAAUGUAAUCUUCCUUGCUCUUUUGUUGUUUGUAAAUGAGAACACACAGCAAGUAGUUGAUAAAUUUUCCAAGGGGUUACAGGAACUACUCGCCAUUGUGCUCUGAAUUCCAUUUCUCUUUUCGCUUACUGUAUCCAGUCAACAUGAUCUGCCAUGGCUGCAGAGUUUGCCAGCUUAACGAUGAUUUGCUGAAUUGAAGUGUCAGUCUUUUGGGGGAAAUUUUAGGGUUUCCUGAAGUAACUUGUGCUGUAGCAAGUGGGGUAUCUGUUCUGUAUAUUUUGGCUGUCCUUUCCGGCUUCUGCCAUAGGGCAAUGAACAGUGGACUUGGAGCUGGGGAGAGGGAAAGCUACGUUAUUGGUUGCUUCUGUUGUCGUCUUUGGUGGUGUUAAUGUUGUUGCUGUUGUUGUGUAGG